Messenger RNA from Branchiostoma floridae (Florida lancelet), 2115 nucleotides. Its product is annotated as E3 ubiquitin-protein ligase Midline-1-like. NCBI's taxonomy places the organism in Eukaryota, Metazoa, Chordata, Leptocardii, Amphioxiformes, Branchiostomatidae. Gene Ontology annotation, molecular function: zinc ion binding; protein binding. The record is from RefSeq and is a predicted model, not a curated record.
AGUACGAACUUAUGAUGAAGCUGAAGUGAGGAUGGAGGCCCUGGGCAAUGAGAUGUGCUGCCCUGUGUGCCUGGAGUUGUUCACAUACCCUCUGCUGCUGCCUUGUGCUCACAAUCUCUGUAGGGGGUGUGCGGAAGACAUCUUAGCGUCUCCUCCAGACCAGUACUACAAGAACCAUGCCAGCGGGAAGAGUGAACCUGAACCUGAGGUGGAAGACCUGGAUGAGACAGGCCAGGGCUUCUGCUGUCCCACGUGUCGCGAGAAGAUCGUGCUGGGGGACAAAGGACUGGACGGACUCAGGAAAAAUGCCACCUUACAGAGUAUUGUUGACAGGUACAAGCAAGCAACAUCCGGAGCACGCCGGACAGCCAGCAGUUUUGGGAGUGAACCAGACAGCCAGGUUCUUUGUGACUCGUGUGAGGGGGACCCUAAGCCAGCCUUUAAGACAUGCAAAACCUGUGAAGUGUCCUUUUGUCCCGAGUGCCUUGAAGCUCACCACAGCCACCCCAGGAUCUUUGCCAAGCACGUUCUGGUCGCUCCAACAGGUGUCAUACCACACAAGCUUUCUGACACAAGAGACAAGGAAGAGAUUCUGUGCAGUGAACACAGGGAUGAAAAGGUGAAUCUGUACUGUCGGGAAGACAACAAGCUGGUGUGCACAAUCUGCAGACUUGUGGGGAAGCACAAGGACCAUGAACUAGCAGCUGUCGAUGAGAUGUUCAAAGAACUCAGAGAGAAGCUGAUUCUCAAUGUGGAUGCACUUGAGAAGAGAACUGAAGGAAUGAUUGACCAGGUUUCAUCCCUCAGGACCCAGUGUCAAGACAUUGAGAGUACUGGCCACCGUUACAAACAGCGGCUGUACAUGGACAUUGAUGAGCUCAUCGGAGUCCUGGAGGAGAAGAAGGUGCUUCUCGGGGAGAAGAUUGACACAGAGAGAGAGAUGAAGGUCCAGGCUAUGGAGGAACAGGUGGACGAUGCUCUGGCCAUGGUGGAACAAGCCAAGCGGUCGCUGUUCUUUGCCAGGGAGCUGAUCAAGGAGAAGGACUGUAGUGCAUUUCUUAUGAGUGCUGCUGAGAUCAAUGAAAGAAUCCAGAAGGCGAUGACCCCGCUGCCUGGCCAGUGUGUUGGUGCGGCACAGUUCAUGCACACUGUGGUGGACAUGAGGGAGCUGGGAGACCAGCUCAAGGGGAUGAACUUCAUGAAAGUACCAUCUGCUCCAGUGAUCAUGGCCAACUACUGUAAGGUGACCAAUGUCUCCUUUACCCUACACUGGCUGAACAAGGAGAGAGACUUCAUUGACUCAUACCAGGUGUUGUAUUGUGAAGCAAGUGUUGAAGACGAUGGCUAUGGUGUAACUGCGGGAGGAAUGCCGUCAGCUCAGUCCCACUGGAAGACCGAUGAUGGGAUCACAGAGGACCACCACACGGUGUAUGGGCUGGAGCCAGGCACAGAGUACACCAUGUUUGUCAGGGGCAUCAGCCAGGCUGGCUGCACUGAGAGAAGUCAGCUCAUUAAUGUCAAAACUCACAAAGAUCAAAACCCACAAAGACCGCUUCAGUGGCCUGAGCACUGCAGCCCUGGGCAACAUAUCCAUCCGCUGCGGGCAGCACUAUUGGGAGUGUGACGUCAGAGAUUGUGCCUCGUACCGCGUGGGCGUGGCUUACUUUGACACGCCCAGGGCCAAGUUGAUUGGUGGGAGUGAAAGUUCGUGGGUAUUCCACAGAAGCGGGUGUAUCAGCUCUGCCAUUACCGGGGAUGUGAAGCACAACGUCCCACAGUGUAGCCCCAAUGUCCUGGGGGUGUUCUUGGACUACGACAAAGGCCUGCUCUCGUUCCUGGACGUGGAGAGAGAGGAGCACAUCUACACCUUCCACACCAAGUUCCUGCAGCCCGUGUACCCAGCAGUGGCACUGCUGUCCCUGGACGGGUCCAUGGCUCUCUAUGCAGACAAAGAAGUGCCCCAACAACAGUUCCCUCAGAUUCAAGCUGAUUAUGGAGGCUUUACCACCACAGCUGGACUAGUCGCCUACGGCCCUUCUGCCUAUGCCUUAGUCCCAGUACAGAAGUGAACUUUGAGACCCAGUGAGGUAAACUUUUCGGAUGGCAUCGAUGCAA